AUGAUUCGUCGCUUUGUCGCAAAAUUGUAUUCUGUCUUCAGAAGUGUUCGAUUCAUUCGAAAUUCAAGAGAAGGCUCGAAGAGACAGGCGGCUGGAGCCGGUAAGGACAAGCCCACGAACUCAUCGAACAAUGGUUCUCCACGGAAAUUUUUCGAGAACAUUAUGCCGAGUGGAUGUCUCAACGGGUCGCCGAAGGAGCAUCGGUUGAAAGAUGCCUUACGCGUAUUCAUGAGUGGUUCUUCGAGUGGCCAAGAGAUUCAGCCAAGAGAUUCAAGAGAAGGCUCGAAGAGACAGGCGGCUGGAGCCGGUAAGGACAAGCCCACGAACUCAUCGAAGGAAGGUUCUCGACGGAAUUUUUUGGAGAAGCAGAGUGGAAUGUUCAACGAGUCGCCGAAGAAGGAUCGGUUGAAAGAUGUCUUACACGUCUACACCGACGCCAGCAUUGACACUGACCUUAAGAAGACAGUCGCUCCUUCCGGAAUCGGAGCCGUUGUGUUUACAACAGUUACAUCGUCUAACAACCGAAAUCGAGUCCAGAUGCAACUCUCCUUCAAUAUUACCAAUUAUGGAACUGGAAGGAACACAGAUCGAGCAGAAAUUUUCGCCGUUACAGUUAUUUUGCGUUAUUUGCUAGACAAAUACAGAAGCCGAGAGAUCAUCGUGAAAACAGAUUCGGAAGCUGUGAUCCGCGAGCUUGAAACCAAGGACCAACAGGCAGGGCAACUUUACAAAGACGCAGCAAACUUGCAUGAUCUGGGAACACAUUUUACACACGGCGUCACGAUCAUGUGGAUCGGAAAUGGUGAAGAGCAAAAAAACCGUCAAGCGGACUUUCUCGCGCGUUAUGCUGCUGGACUCCGCGAACGGCUACAGAAGAAAGAGCCGCGGCCAAAACGCGGUAACAAGGAAUUUAAGAUUGAGCAUGAUGCAAAUUUGACCGCCGAAUCAGAGAUCGUAUACCCGUAUCCGGAUGAACCUCUCAUCGCCAACCUUCUUCAAAGCGACACCUUCGUUACCGAAAUCGAAGCCCAUCGCGGUCCCGAUAUCACAAAUAUUCCC
Messenger RNA from Mesorhabditis belari, 1059 nucleotides. The record is from the annotation of a GenBank genome assembly. NCBI's taxonomy places the organism in Eukaryota, Metazoa, Nematoda, Chromadorea, Rhabditida, Rhabditidae.